Guillardia theta CCMP2712 is the source of this 2109-nucleotide messenger RNA. RefSeq lists its product as hypothetical. Gene Ontology annotation, cellular component: SAGA complex. The transcript has 39 exons. Lineage: Eukaryota; Cryptophyceae; Pyrenomonadales; Geminigeraceae. Gene Ontology annotation, biological process: regulation of transcription by RNA polymerase II. Bases 1 to 2109 code for a protein of 702 amino acids. The record is from RefSeq and is a predicted model, not a curated record. Gene Ontology annotation, molecular function: transcription coregulator activity.
AUGGAAGUUCGUUCGAUGAUGCAAGACGUUGAGAUGCAAGACGUGGAGAAUACAAUGCAGGCCACAAAUGGAGGACACAACGUUGCAAAGACUGGAACCAUCCAGAUAACUCCCUUCAGGAUCAUGGCGCGAGAAGACAUAGUUACAGCCAAGAGAUCGAGAAAAAGGGCUCGCUCCCCUAUAACGGUGGAUGACAACUUACUGGACUACAAUGGCCCGAAGACGCUGAAGGAUCUGAUGAUCGAAGCUCGCAUGCGUGCACUUGACGGGCUGGAAGUGAAUGCGAAUCGACAACUAACAGAUGAACCAGUACGACAGAAGGAACGUCGUGACGUCAUCGCACCAGGGCUACACGCCGUUGACCGGCUCAAGAGCUUGCCGGUCUCAUUCACAAUCAAUCUGUUUCCCGGAGGAUUCUCUAUCGAUGGGAUGACGGAAGCGCAUCCUUACGACCAACACUCAAGAGAUUUUUUGAAAUGCCUGGAUCUUGGUCGGCUGCCAGGAGACAUGAUCAUGGAUCGCUGCGGCGACUUUGAGUUCCAAUAUUUCGACGGAUGCCUGAUAGUAGAGAUCAAAGAUCAUCGCAUGCCCAAGCAAUAUGAUCUCAAGCCUCACGUGCAUCGCGUUGUGCUACAGCCAAGCAACCAGUCCGUCGCGAAUGACUUGAAGGUGAUCUGGCACCGGAACCAGGGUCUGUCACUCGACGACAUCUUGCAGCUGGAGCAGAACAUGCUUAUGGGGUCGGAAAAGUCCUCAGCCUCAUCUCUAGAAGCUUGCAACGCGUUCAUAGCUCAGGUUUGGCAUCCAAGAAAUGCGAGGCCCGAAUUCAGCAAAUUCCGGAGGACGUUUGACUUUGAGGCGAUGCGCAAGAUGCAUAACACUAUCUAUAAUUGGAAUCGUGAUCCUAACGCAACACAAAAACUAGGCAAUCUUCUGCUUAUUCGUGAGAAAUUGGCUAAGACCAGGGCGAUGCGGGUGUCCGGUAUCAGAGGAUUCCUUCAGCAGCAGCAUGAGUGGGAGGAGGCGGAGAAGAACGAGGCAACUGCAGGAGUCUCUGCGAUCCUCAAAUUGUUCAGCUCGAACGGAGGCCAACAGCAAUCAGGCGCUUCAGGCACGUUGGGCAGCCCUCCACCACUGGCCACACCGAAGAUGGGAUUGAACUCGCCAGGGCCGAUGAACCGGGCCCUUCUCGUUCGGGAAUCGAUGGUCCCUGGGGCUCCCGCAGAGCGGCAGAUGAGGUUCAAGAAAGACCUACAAGUCUCUUCCAUCUGGCUACAGGCAAAAGCCCCUUCCUCGUACUACGUGUACAUGCGGAUGGAGGAUGUCACCAAAGAAGGAAAGAUUGUCGAGGGCUCGCAAGCUCAGUUGCCGGCAAGUUACAUCGGAAACAGCCAGAGUGCUCGCAGGUUCGGAUCUCAACAGUACGACAUCAUGGUCCGCGAAGGUUGGCAGCCGCUCUCAGACUCCCACAUUGGCAAGAAAAGGGAGGCAAACAGCCCAAGCUCCUCGAGCAUCCCACCGCCUUCUACUGCUGCCACCGUGAAGUUUCUUCAUCCCGUUCCCUUCCUCUCACUCCACAACCACCAGGGACAGAACGGAAGCACGUCAGCCCCUCCCUCUCAAGUCUUGAGCACCAACCCGAGCCCUCCUGCACAGCACGCCAAGGUUAUAGGAAGCAGCCCAACCCCGAGCGCUCACCCGGCGGCGAGCUACCCGCCUGGUGUACCAGUGCGCCCUAUGACUGCUGCCAACUCGCGUCCAGCUGGCAAGGCAGGGGUUCAGCCACACACUCUGCCCGGGGGAGUUUCAAGCAUGUACACAGGAGCCACUCAGGCUCGCCCCUAUACAGCUCCUGGUGGCCAGCGCAACAUCCCGACUUCAGCAGUGCCGCAUGUUCAACCAGGUCACGCCUACCAGUCGGGAGUUGUUCGUCCAGCGGGAACUCCAGUGUCCUCUGCUGCCGCUGCCGCUGCCGCUGCUGCCUCAAUGAUGCAUCGCCCGGGAGCAGGGGUGGUGGGGGGGGUGGGGAGCUACGCAGGAAUGGCGUGCCAGCCUCCUCAGAUGAAACAGAGCGGGAUGCCCGGUCCGAAGGAUCCCCCGAAGAAAUGA